This is a messenger RNA of Ilex paraguariensis (yerba mate), 2454 nucleotides long. The record is from the annotation of a GenBank genome assembly. NCBI's taxonomy places the organism in Eukaryota, Viridiplantae, Streptophyta, Magnoliopsida, Aquifoliales, Aquifoliaceae.
AUGGAAGUCAUGAAACCACCGUCUGCGUGUCUCUUUCUUUUCAUCUCUCUCCUCUUCACCACCAACAUCUUAGCAGCUGACAUUUUACCUGGCGCCACCCUCUCCGCCUCUAAUCCAAACCAAUCCUGGUCCUCCCCCAACAACACCUUCUCUCUUAGCUUCACUACCAACGCCCAAUUCUUAGCCAUCACCUACCACGGCAUACCCAUCUGGAAAGCCGGUGGCGAUCCUGGUGGCGCCACCGACUCCACCGCCACACUCCACUUCCUACCCAACGGCAACCUCCAGCUCCUCAACGGCUCCACCAACUCCGUCGUCUGGCAGUCCAACACUGCCGGCCUCGGAGUCACCUCCGCCAUCCUCGACGAUUCAGGUAACUUCAUCCUCAAAAACGGUACAGUUCCUGUUUGGUCCACAUUCAACGACCUCACUGAUACUCUUCUCCCAACUCAAAACUUCACUGUGAAACACAUUUUGCGAUCUGGGUCGUACUCAUUUCGACUUCUUAGCUCAGGAAACUUAACUCUUACAUGGAAUGAUUCUAUUGUGUAUUAUAAUUCUCUGUUGAAUUUAUCGAUGAACACAAACUUUACUUCACCGAGUUUGAGCAUUCAAUCUAUAGGGACGUUGUCUCUGUUCGAUUCUAUCCUUUCCAGCCCGGUGAUUAUGGCUUAUAGUAGUGAUUAUGCUGAGGGGAGUGAUGUGCUUAGGUUUGUGAAGUUGGAUAGUGAUGGGAAUUUGAGAAUUUAUAGUUCUGCUAGAGGUAGUGGAACCCAAAUUGUGAGGUGGGUAGCUGUUAGAGACCAGUGUCAAGUUUUUGGCUACUGUGGGAAUAUGGGGAUCUGUAGUUACAAUGAUUCAAAUCCGAUUUGUGGGUGUCCAUCAGAGAAUUUUGAUCGGGUUGAUCCGGAGGAUAGUAGGAAGGGAUGUAAGAGGAAGGUGGAGAUUAGCAGUUGUUCUGGGAGAGAGACAAUGUUGCAACUGGAUCAUGUCAAGUUCUUGACAUACCCUCCAGAGGUGGCUUCUCAGGUUUUUUUGUACAUUAGUAUGUCUGCCUGUAGGUUCAAUUGCCUUGCGGGUGGUUCUUGUGUUGCUUCAACUUCUUUCUCUGAUGGGACAAACAUGUGCUAUUUGAAACUGCCAGAUUUUGUUAGCGGGUACCAGUCGCCCGCACUUCCUAGUACUUCAUAUAUAAAGGUCUGUAGUCCGGGAAUGCUGAAUCCAUCAGCCUCUUCAAUUGGAAUAGAAAAGGACAAUGGUUGGAAAUUGAGUGGGCGGAUACUUCCAAUUGCUGUUAUCGGUACCAUUUUGGGCGUGGUCGUGUUGCAAGGUGGUUUGUGGUGGUGGUGCCGUAGAAAUAAUCCCACAUUUGGGGGAUUCUCUGCUCGAUAUGAACCACUUGAAUAUGCCUCUGGUGCGCCCGUCCAGUUCUCAUAUAAGGAGAUUCAACGGGCAACAAAGGGGUUCUGUGACAAGCUUGGAGAGGGGGGACAUGGGGCUGUUUACAGAGGGAUUCUUCCUAAUGGAAAUGUUGCUGCAGUGAAGCAAUUGGAGGAUAUCGAGCUGGGGGAGAAAAAUUUUAAAUUGGUUAUUGCAACCAUAAUUAGCACCCACCAUUUGAAUUUGGUGAGAGUGAUCGGGUUUUGUUCUGAACGGCAUCACAGGUUUUUAGUAUAUGAACUUGUGAAAAAUGGUUCUCUUUAUAACUUUAUUUUUAUGUCGAACGAGUGGGCAGGAAAAGUUCUGAAUUGGCAAUAUCGUUUUAAUAUUGCUCUAGGGACUGCAAGGGGGAUUGCGUACCUUCAUGAGGAGUGUCGCGACUGCAUUAUCCAUGGAAGUAUAAAGCCAGAGAACAUUCUCUUGGAUGAGAAUUAUAAUGCUAAAGUCUCUGAUUUUGGACUUGCAAAACUCACAAACCCAAAUGACGAUAAAUGCGGAACCUUGAGGAGUGUGAGGGGGACUAGAGAACAUGUUGCCCCAGAAUGCCCCGCAGAUCUUCCAAUAACUUCAAAAUCUGAUGUGUACAGUUAUGGGAUGGUACUGUUGGAGAUAGUGAGUGGGAGACGGAAUUCUGAAGUUUCUGCACAGGCAAAUUGGGAAAAACUUUCCCUGUGGGCUUAUCAAGAGUAUCAGAAAGGUAAUCUUGAGGCAAUUGUUGAUCAAAGGCUUCUCAGACAUGAGCUGGACAUGGAGCAAGUGAUGAGAUCAAUUCGGCUAAGCUUUUGGUGUACCCAAGAGCAAUCGUCUGAGAGGCCGAUGAUGGGAAAGGUGGUGCAGAUGUUAGAAGGGAUCAUUGAGAUUGAUGAACCACCGGCGCCAAAGGCAGCACUAGAACGGUCUGUUAGCGGAAGUAGCAGAACCUCCAGUAAUGUCAAUGUUCUCUCCACCUCCAGAGUUUCAGCCCCUGCUUUCUCUUCAUCAUCGUCAUCCCAUGCCAACAGGGCAUCUUCUUGA